Plutella xylostella (diamondback moth) is the source of this 1695-nucleotide messenger RNA. RefSeq names its product Cyclin-dependent kinase 2 (gene Cdk2). Gene Ontology annotation, biological process: signal transduction; protein phosphorylation; G1/S transition of mitotic cell cycle. Gene Ontology annotation, cellular component: nucleus; cytoplasm; cyclin-dependent protein kinase holoenzyme complex. The record is from RefSeq and is a predicted model, not a curated record. Gene Ontology annotation, molecular function: cyclin binding; ATP binding; cyclin-dependent protein serine/threonine kinase activity. NCBI's taxonomy places the organism in Eukaryota, Metazoa, Arthropoda, Insecta, Lepidoptera, Plutellidae.
GCCUUUGACAGCUGUCAAAAAGUUAAACAUGAACGUGAGAGUGGUGUUGUGAUGGUGUUUUAAUUUUAGUUUUAUUUCAAUAAACUCUUUCAAAUGGAAAAUUUUUCACGAGUAGAGAAAAUAGGAGAAGGUACUUAUGGUGUUGUGUAUAAGGCACGAGACAGAAUCACUGGAAAUGAGAUUGCUUUGAAGAAAAUUAAACUUGAAAAUGAACCAGAAGGCGUGCCGUCCACAGCUCUCCGGGAGAUCUCUGUCCUGCGAGCCCUCAGGCACCCGGGGGUGGUCCGCCUCCUCGAUGUGCUGGUCGCCGAGCACACCCUGUAUCUAGUGUUUGAGUAUAUGCACUGUGACCUGAAAAGACUGCUGGACAAGUCACGAGGGCCACUGCCGGCUGACCUGGUGCAGAGUUACACCAAGCAGCUGCUAGAGGCACUGGCUUAUUGUCAUGCUGGGCGCGUCCUACACAGAGAUCUCAAGCCCCAGAACCUACUAGUGGACUGUCAGGGACGCAUCAAGCUAGCAGACUUCGGCCUCGCCAGGGCCUUUCAGCUGCCACUCAGAGCCUACACGCACGAGGUGGUGACGCUGUGGUAUCGUGCCCCGGAGAUACUGCUGGGGACAAAGUUGUACUCUACUGCUGUUGAUAUAUGGAGCUUGGCGUGUAUUGUCGCUGAGAUGUCAAGCGGCCGAACACUCUUCCCGGGCGACAGCGAGAUCGACCAGCUCUUCCGCAUGUUCCGCGCUCUCGGCACCCCCGGGGCCUCCGGGGUGUGGCCGGCCGCGCGGUCCCUGCCCGACUACCGAGCCGCGUUCCCCCGCUGGCCCGCGCGCCCCCCGCGCCGCCUGCUGCCGGCCCCCACGCCGCUGCUGGCUGAGCUGUUCGAUGCUAUGUUGCGCUAUGAGCCGGCUGAGAGAGUCUCAGCCCGCGCCGCCUUACAACACGGCUACAUCCAGGGCGCCAAGCUGGUGCCGCCCCCGCACCUCGCGCCCGCCCCCGACAGCGCCGGCUCCUCGACUGAUGAUUAGUGGGUCGCGUUAACAGUGUAUACUAUAUUGUAUAUGGGUCAGAAGCCCAACGUCCACCGCCGGCCAAACUAAGUGCCCCUUAUUAUAAAACGUAGACUAAAGAUAGCUCUGUUUUAGAACCGGUUAUAGUAUAUAGAUUUCAUAUAAAUCAGUAGUCUAAAGCCGGGUUUAAACUAGAAAUAUCUUUAGUCUUCGUUUUAUAAUAAGGGGAAGUUAGUUUAGCUUAGCCCGCUUAGUUGAGCCAGUUUUUCAUACAUGCGCGUCUGUUUGCAGUGGACGGACAUGUAUGAAAAACUGGCUUAACUAUGCGAGCUAAGCUUAACUAACUUAGUUUAGUCGGCGGUGGAUAUUCGGCUUUACAGUGAGCAAGAGAGAUAAGUGUCCACCUCUUGUGAACAGAAUUUAUCAAACUCUAGGAUGAAACUGUUUUUACUUAAUUAUCUCUUUUGAUGACUGUAGUCUUACUGGGGUUUUGGGGGAGUGGGAUUUUGUCAGUGGAGCAGAAUGUAGGCCAAGAUAUGCUGAGAUCUUUCAAAAUCGUGAUGUUGAUCAGUUUGUCGGUUUCUACCUGCAAAUGCUCUACUGAUAAAAUUCUACCCAGUAUGAUAUUAUUUUUUUAAGUUAUAGUCUUAUAGUAAGUAAUAAAAUAUAUUUAUGUAAGAAUCUUUA